Nematolebias whitei (Rio pearlfish) is the source of this 3479-nucleotide messenger RNA. Its product is annotated as protein FAM184A. The record is from RefSeq and is a predicted model, not a curated record. Lineage: Eukaryota; Metazoa; Chordata; Actinopteri; Cyprinodontiformes; Rivulidae.
GUCCAACACAUUGUGACAGAAACCAGAGACAAGAUCAUGCAGUACAAGAGCAAAAUGGCGGACGAGGCGGACCUGCGGCGGCGUCUGGCCAGUUUGGAGGAAUCUGUCGAACUGCAUGAACACAUGAAGAGACAGGUCAUUCGCUGCUGCCGGGCUCUAUCUGCUCUGGCCGAGUUUGAGAUGUACCGACAGAGGAUGGAAGACUCGCAGCUCUGCACCGAGGCCCAGCACACACAGCGAGUCGUUUCCAUGAGCAGAGAGGUGGAGGAGAUGCGUCGGGACUUCGAGGACAAGCUGCGGACGUUCAGCCAGGCCCAGGCCCAGUUCGAGGCCGACAAGCGGCGAGCGCUGGACGAGCUGAGGUCCACGCACCGGCAGGAGGUGGACGAGCUGCGCAGCAACCAGCAGAACCACAGCGCCACCUCGGCUGAAGACCAGGAGAAGCUGGCCGAGCUUCACAGACAAGAGGUGGAGUCACUGAUGGAGAGGGUGGAGGAGCUGACGAAGGAUAAAGUCCGCCUGGUGGAGGAGUACGAGGCCAAGCUGGCCAAGGCCCAGGAGUACUAUGAGAGGGAGCUGGAGGCCAUGAGGAGGAUACAUCAGCUCACCACAGAGAACCUGCUGGCCUGGAAGAGGACUGAAGUGGAGCUUCGUAAGGAGUUCCAGGCUCAGGAGACGGCGCUGCAGCGUUCUCUGUCCAAGCUGAGGAGCGAGCUCCAGAAGGCUCAGGAGGAGGCCCGCGAGAACCGAGACAAGACCAACCGGCUGCAGACAUCACUGGCCAACGCCGAGGGAACCAUUAAGAACCUGCACAAGCAGCUGGAGGAGGCCGUCCAGGACGGAGAGAUCUGGGUGAUGCAGCUGAAGGACACGGAGUACGAGCUGGAGAGCAGCAGGGAGCGGGUCCAGCAGCAGGCCACCGAAAUCCUCCACAAGGCCAGUCAGAUCGGGUCCUUGCAGGCCACCCAGAUGGCCCAUGAGGCCACCAUCAGGAACCUGGACCAGGAGCAGAGCCGCCUCAAGGAGAAGAUCAGCCGGCUGGAGGAGGAGCGGGAGGCGCUGCACAACCAGAACCAGGCCUCCAACGAACAGCACAAGCAGCAAGUGCUCAAGCUGGAGCAGUCUCUACGCGAGGAGCAUCAGGGCUACGAGAAGGAGCUCUCCAGACUGAGAGCUCACUACGAAGAGGAGACGCUGCGCUUUAAGGAGGCGCAGGUCCGAGCGCUGGAGGAGUUAGAGGAGAAGCACCAUGCCAUGAGGGAGGAGGUGCAGCAGGAGAAGGAGGAGGAGAAGAAGCUCCUCGUUACUAAAAUGAGUCAGGAGUUUGAGAUCAAGCGGCUGUCGCUGGAGGAGCAGCGAGACCGUCUGCAGCAGCAGCUGGACAACCUGAAGGAGGAGCUGACGGCCAAAGUCAACAUGGCCAAUCAGGAGGUGUCCCACCUCCAGGAGAUGGUGAGAGAGGGGGAGCAGAACCUGAGCUCAGCUCAGACGCAGAUCUCCUGCCUGAAGGAAACGCAGGAGAAGCUCCGGAUCGAGCUGGACGCAACCAGAGCCCGGGUCCGAGAGACCAGCAACCUGCUCACCGACCUACAGGAGGAGAUAGAGACCCAGAAACAGCAGCACGAGGCCAGAGUGAUGGCCAUCAGGACCGAGGAGAAGCAGAAGAUGGACAAGAUGGCCGACGACUUGGAUCAGAAGUGGAGAGACGCUCUGCGGGAGGAGGAGCGCUUGUUGAGGGAGGAGCUGACGGAGGAGUACGACGCAGAAAAGCAGGCGACGCUGACCCAGCUGUCCCAGCAGAAGGAUCUGGAGAUGAUGGCGGCCAGGGAGGGCUGGCAGAGGAAGGUGGAGGACCUCCUGGAACAGAUCUCUCUGCUCAAACAGUCCCUGGAGCUGCAGCUCAAUCAGUCGCAGGCGGCGCUCCAGCAGCUGCAGUCUCAGUUCAGCCAGGAGAGGGAGCUGCUGAGCCAGCAGCUCAAAGAGAUGCAGAGGGAACAUCAGCGGAGGGAGCAUCGCCUGCAGGAGGCUCACUGCUGUGCCCUCAGCACCAUGGAGGAGGCCCGGCAGCACCAGAUCAGAGCCCUGGAGGAGCGUCUGAAGCAGGAGCAGAGGGAGGAGGUACACGCUCUGAAGGAGGCCCACAGGAGGACGUUAGAAAUCCUCCGACAGCAGUCGGAUCAGGAGUUGCAGACGCUUCGAUACGAGCUUGAGGAUGAGGGCAAAGCAAAGCUGGCUUCUCUCCGAGCGGAACUGAACCACCUCCACGCCACCGCCAUUGAGCACGUGAAGCAGAUCCACAUCAAGGAGAACAACAUGGCGAAAAGGGAGCUGGAGAAGGCCAUGGAGCACAGCCGCAAGCAGGAGCAGGAGCUCCUCGUCCGGCUGUCCGAGCUUCAAGGAGAGCUGUGUUCCCGUAGCAACCGCAUCACCGACCUGGACCACGAGAUCCACUCUCUGAACGAGACCAUCGACACUCUGACCCGAGAGCUGGAGCUGAAGGGCAAGGAGGUGCUGCGGGUCCGGAGUGAGGCCAACCAUCAGAUAAGAGCCCAUGAGCAAGACCUCGGAAAGAGACACGACAGAGAUGUGGAGGAGCUGAAAAUCGUCCACCACAGAGAGACGCAGAUCAUGCUGGCCGACUUCAACAAGGCCCAGGAGGUCCUCCGAGACAAGAUCUCUGCUCUACAAAUCAUACUGGAGGGAACGGAGGAGAAGCUGAGGAACAGGGAGAGCCGUCCAGAAGACCUGCACCUCAUCUCGGAGCUCAGAGAGAUGGUGACAGAAAGAGAAGCUCUGGUCAAGAAGCUGGUGGACGACAAGAAGUUCUACCAGCUGGAGCUGGUCAACAGAGAGACGGGCUUCAACAAGGUCUUCACGUCUAGUGCCAACGUUGGGGUCAUCAACCCUCUCAUAAAGCCUUCCUGAAGCCAACGCUGCGACACCAUGCGACCCUGGGGCGACGGAGGUCAAGGGUCUCGCUAACGACGAAGAGCCGAACUUUGAGUUCUUCACUUUCUGACCGGCAAAAAAAUCCCCAUCCCAAUUCUGUCCAGAAACAAAUAAAAGAGGAAACGAGACAGGAAGCUAAAGGUGACGGGUCCCAUUUGAACCUUAGGGCUUCCAGACAGCGUGAGGAAGAGGAGGGCUUCGGAGUUCUUCGUCACAACCCGACUGUUCAACAGCAGGAGCUACGAGGCAGAGACUUAACUAACGUCGGUCAUCGUCCGCAGGUGAACCACCGGAAAUGAUCGUUCCACUUUAAACUUAGCUGACGCUAAUAAAACAUCAGAAUCGGAUUCUGUGAGGAAGUCCCACGCUUCGUCACGAGUUCUUUGAAACACUGAAGACAAAACUAAAACGUUAAAUAAUGUUUCUGUUGAGCUGAUUCUUGUUGGUGCAUCAAACCGUAACGUCUGCUGCAGACUAGAGCUGUCAUUUCUAUCCCGAAACCAGUUCCGCUCCACCAGGAUUCGGACUGG